Messenger RNA from Lineus longissimus, 2349 nucleotides. RefSeq names its product leucine-rich repeat protein SHOC-2-like. Lineage: Eukaryota; Metazoa; Nemertea; Pilidiophora; Heteronemertea; Lineidae. The record is from RefSeq and is a predicted model, not a curated record. The annotation marks the transcript as partial. Gene Ontology annotation, molecular function: protein binding. The transcript has 3 exons.
AUGUUGAAAUUCUACUCAGUUGCCAAUGCAAAUGGCCAGGCAUCCCGAGAACCAGCUCCGAUGAAAAGCAUUUUGUCAACAUCGGUGAAGACACGACGGAAGAAUUACUCUGUCCGUCAGCCCACAGUACAGAUUGCACCAGAUGAUGAAAAUCUCGUCAAGUCUCAACAAGAAUAUGUGAGACGCCAGCUGCAUUUGAUCCGGCGAUGGAUCAAAAGGACAGAGGGUUCAAAGAUGUCACGUCGCGACCCACACUAUCGGACGCUACCACCCCCACGAUCACGCCCACCACUCACCUCAACCCCAAAACACUCUCGCCCACCGCUCGCCUCAAGAUCGAAGUCAGAACCAGGCUGGCAUGCUCGAGAAUGGGUGGAGUCGACCACACUGAGGAUGAAACUCGUAAUCAACGAACGCGGAAUGCUCGAACUUGAUCUCUCGGAUCGAAAAUUGUACGACAUACCGAAAGAAACGUUCAACUUUUCUCGGAUACAAACACUGAAAAUCUGCCGCAAUAAGAUAUCUAUCGUCCCAAGUGCUAUUGGUCAGUUACGGAAGUUGCAGAUUUUCGAUGCGCAUUUGAACGCUCUAAUGCAAGUUCCGGAUACAAUCUGUAACUGUCAGCAUCUUUACGAGAUGGAUUUGUCUAGCAACAAACUACGCAUGCUCCCACCACAGAUCGGGCUCCUUCGUGAGUUGAAAGUCUUACGCCUCGGACGCAAUCAAUUCGAGCAUCUCCCAAGCGAGUUAGGCCUGUUGGAAAAUCUCCGCACUUUAGACGUCCAAUCAAAUCGGUUAACAAUGCUACCGUUCACCCUAGAGAAUUUCAAGAAGUUGACAAGUUUGAACUUCAGCAGUAACAAAAUAGACAUCUUUCCCCAUCAGCUGUGCCAAGUGAAAAGUCUACAGGCAAUCUUCGCAAGGCAUAACAUGUUAAAGAGCCUCCCGAAUGACUUCCAGAAUCUAAAACUCCUCCGCGAGUUGAAUCUCCAACAUAAUCAAAUGGACUCCUUCCCCAAUGUCAUCCUGGCGUUAAAAAAUCUCGCGUAUUUGAAUCUGUCGCAAAAUCGCAUCAAGGCGCUACCGACGCUGAUUUCGAAACUUGCAAAGUUGAAAAAUUUUCACAUCGAGGGGAAUAAGAUGCAGAGUCUGACAUGUAAUUUUGAAAGUCUUGAGAAUUUGAACGCGUCGGAUAACCAUAUUACUAACUGUGCCCUGAUUCAGGUAAAGGCGUUGAAGUAUUUGAAUUUGAACAACAACCAGCUGGAGAACCUCCCGCUUGGCGUCUGCCAGCUCGGGAACCUUGAGGUGCUAAAACUCAGUCGAAACAGAAUACAAUACUUAUCAAAAGAUGUAGAACUGUUGAAGAAUCUUCAACACUUCGAUAUUAGUUUUAACAAACUUACAAAGCUACCCCAGGUCAUCAACGAGUUGGAAAAACUGGAAUAUUUCAACGUACGAGGGAACAAGGUCGUGAAUCAACCGAUUUUGUUGGAGAAGGUCCACUUGGAUAAUGGGAACCCAAGGAGUAGCUACGUGAAGCAUUUGAUUGAGAAGUAUAAUUCGGAGCGUAAGGGUGCAAAACAGUCUUGGUGGAGUCGCCGAGGGGCGAAGGGGGAGAAUAAAUCGGUGCAGGCCACGGUGGGGGUGAGAGAUUCGUCACCGGUGAGACGGCAGUACAGGCGUCACAGGCAACAGCCGCAGUAUCACGACUCGAGCACGGACACCAGGACUCAUAAACAGGAAGGGACAGGUUGGUAUGACGUCCGUGGAAUAAGCAGCGAGGAUACCACACCAAAGCGGACAGCUGCAAUUUUGACUACAACACGACCAGCCCGUUCUGGCCAACGGGAAACGCCGACGAGAUACAGGCCUCUAUCUGACCAACCCCGCCAACGGCCGAGAUCACGGGGGCGCACACAGACGCCAUUCAUGCGCCGUAAAUUAGUCUUCAAGGACGACGAGGAUACGGUUUUAAGCGACGGCAACUGGACCCUGAUACCGAAAGACGGUGACGACACUCCUGACGAGAACGGUACUAGACAUAUUACGUCAAGUUCGGACGAGGAACCGGUGCUGUCGGAGUCCGUUUACACACCAGUGAAGCCUCGCGAUACUGUGAGGACGGACUUUACCCUGUUAGGAUUGUGUAACCAGAUUGAGUCGUUAUUGUCACAGCAGUUACUCAAGCCAGUCAUAUCUCACAAGGGAAACUUUGGUAGACACAGUAUGAGCAGCCUGUCCCCGACCUCCCAUCCACCAAUCACAACAGAGACAUACCACGCAGACUGGAAAAUACCCGAUAAAAUCCGCGACCUGCGCAAUGGUGACGUACGAGGCAACCUUGUC